AUGUCCUUAGAAAAGUUUGAUGAGUUUGAGAUUAUUGAAAAACAUUACAAUUUUAAAAACAAUGUAAAAAAAUUAGAUGAAAAUGAAGAGGAUAAAAUAAUUUAUUUGCUAAUAGUUUGUAAAAAUAAAAUUGAAGUAGAAAAAGAGAAUAAAGAAAAUCUAAAUAAUUAUAUAAAAGCACUAAAAAUUCUUAUCUUUUAUAUACCUUUUAAUGAUUCAUUAAAAAAAAAAAUAACAGAAAAGAAAAUUUAUAAAUUUUUAUUACUAGGUAAAAGUUUUAAUAUUUCAAAUAAUUUAAGUGAAGAGCCAUGUAACAAUUUAAACAAAAGUUCAAACGUAAGUUCUGUUAACAAAUUAAAUGAAUACUUAAUUUAUGAGGUUGAUAAAUAUGAGUUAAUAUUUUUAAUUAAUUUAAUAACACACAAUGAAAAAAAUGAAGAAAUAUUUGAAUUUCUUUACCCUUCUUAUGUCUAUUAUAUUAUUUUAAACAAAAGUAAUAUGGACAAUAUAUUUAUGCUUCUGAAUAAUUUUAUAAUAAACCGAAAAACAUAUGAAUUGUUAAAUAAAUUGAACGAUCUUUCUUUACUUAUUUUUUUGUCAGUUAUUGAUUCUUUGAAGAAAAUUAAAAAUCAAAUAAAUAUUUGUAAUUAUUUUUAUGUUUUUAUUGAAAAUUCACUAAAAUAUGAAAAUAAACUAUUUUUAAAUAUUUUUGAAAAUUUGAAGAAAUUGUAUACAGAUUUUUUUGAAUAUAUCAAAAAAUUAAAGGAAAAUUUUUUAUUUUCAAAUAUGUUAAAAAAAUGGAAAAUUAUAAAUAAGAAAGAGAAUAAGUAUUAUCUAUUAAAAUAUAUUGCAUUAAUGUUUAGAUUAGUUCUUGAAACUUUAUAUAAUAUUCUAGAUGAGAAAAAUUUAGAUAAUGAACAAAUUUCUAAAUACCAAAAUUUAUACAGAACUAUAAUUGAAGAAAUCAAAAAUAAUUUAAUUUAUAUUAAUGAAAUAAAUUAUUUUGAUAAUUUUGACAUUUCACAUAUAGAUUUAUAUAACAAAAAUAUUUUAUUUAUGGAUAUGUUCAUUUAUUACAGAAAAAAUUUUAUUUUAGAAAAUUUUAAACUUAUUUUAUUUAUUUCUAAUAUAUUCAGUGAUCGAUAUGAAGAGUUAGACUACUUGUCAUGUGAAGAAAAAAAAAAUUUUAUUGAUAUCAUUUUUGUUUAUUUAAAAACAAUAUCAAAAAUGAGAAACAGUCAUAUAUUAGAAAAACAGGAAAUUCUUUAUCACAAAUUUAUUUUAAAUAGAUAUAUUAUUAGUGCUGUAGCAAAUUUUUCUUCAGAUAACAUUAUUUCAAAUUAUGUCAAAAAGAUAAAUGGUAUUGAUGUUUUGAGAAAAUUUAUGUACAUAGAUGAUAAAGAUACAUGUUUACCUGAAUAUUCUAUUUUGGCCAUUAAACAUAUAAAGGAAAAUGAAAAUUUUGAAGAGCUUUAA
Molecule: messenger RNA, 1476 nt
Organism: Plasmodium gallinaceum
Lineage: Eukaryota; Apicomplexa; Aconoidasida; Haemosporida; Plasmodiidae
Product: conserved Plasmodium protein, unknown function
Exons: 3
Coding region: 1-1476 (491 amino acids)
Source: RefSeq, a predicted model, not a curated record